Messenger RNA from Homarus americanus (American lobster), 1038 nucleotides. RefSeq names its product whey acidic protein-like. The coding region runs from base 329 to 724 and encodes 131 amino acids. Gene Ontology annotation, molecular function: peptidase inhibitor activity. NCBI's taxonomy places the organism in Eukaryota, Metazoa, Arthropoda, Malacostraca, Decapoda, Nephropidae. Gene Ontology annotation, cellular component: extracellular region. The record is from RefSeq and is a predicted model, not a curated record. The transcript has 4 exons.
UAAAAAGAAACAAGAGAAAUCGAAGAAAAGAAAAACUACUGGACUCGUAAGUGGCUGGCGAGGAGGAGGACUGAAAGUGUUCAUUAUAGACUGGUGUCGUAGCUGCAGUAGGGAAGGCUGCAGGCAAGAUGAUCGUGAGGACCCACACGAUGGAGGGUCAACUUCCUUCAAGGACAAAAAGGUUGGCGGAUUCCAAAUGCUUGUUGACACUUGAAUCAAAGAAGUGUUGUAAGAAUUUCCUGGAGCAAACAUCCAGCCGUUAGCCUGGGUAUAUAUACAACAAGUGCAUGGAGCUGCCAGCACACGACAGCUUCAUACCACGACAGACAUGGGAGGCAUCAAGUGUGUGACAGUGCUGGUAGUGGUGACUUUGGCCGCCGUCACCCUCGCCGCCGAGACCAGGUUCAACUUGGGCUCCCUCAUCGCUGGGCUGAAUGAUGGCGGCUCUGUUAAAGGAGGCUCUGUUAAAGGCGGCUGUCGGUACUGGUGCAGGACACCCAUGGGACAGUCUUACUGCUGUGAGGAGAACUCUGACCCUCAAAUCUCGCUCUCGACCAGAGUUAAGUCUGGCAGAUGUCCACCAGUACGGCAUCAGUGUCCCCCUGUGAGGUCGUUCGCCAUUCGUCCCACCCAGUGUAGUGACGAUUCCAGGUGCCCCGGCCGAGACAAGUGCUGCUACGACACCUGCCUCCAGCACCACACCUGUAAGCCGCACGUCUACUAGUGUUGCCAGAUGUAAGCCGCACGUCUACUAGUAUUACCAGAUAACAUCAAUGUAGUGGUGGUGGUUACGUCAUCAUCAACCUUGUUGACCACACGUGACCAAAACCAUCGUAGCUCUUAUAGUUAAUACGGCCUGGGCUCCACCUUCUGUUGUGCCUCGUUGCUGUUUCAUUGUCACAGGCUCAUUUGGUGUUGUUUAUUCGCAAUAUUACAAGUAAAAAUAAAUCCCACAAAAUCUCUGUAUAAAACUGCUACUGCAAUCGCUUACAACUUUUUUUUUCAGGAUGGAAUAAAAUUUAGCUUUCAUAAAAUUUU